Protopolystoma xenopodis is the source of this 771-nucleotide messenger RNA. Lineage: Eukaryota; Metazoa; Platyhelminthes; Monogenea; Polystomatidea; Polystomatidae. The record is from the annotation of a GenBank genome assembly.
AUGCACAUCUAUUCUCCUCGGUCUCGUCUUCUUGGUUCGGCUAAAGAGUUAAGGCAGGACUGCGUCCCUCGAACACUUUGGUCCUACCUCUUCGGUAAACCGCUGUCAUAUGCCGGCUUGCUCGAGCCGGAACUUACUACGCCUAAUCUUAACCAACCAUUUCGCUCCCAGAGGGCAUCGGUACUCUCUAUCCAGGUAGCCCCGACUCCUGGGCAUCCCCUAUCUGAUCAUCGGAACUCCAUUAGAGUAGAUGAUGAUCCUCCAGAGCGCCGAGAGCAUUUGCCUCGGCUCUCUCACACUUAUUCUGCCCCCCUAGCCAAGCCCUCUCCUAAUCCCAUUUCGCCACUCCACUCCUCGUCUCAUUCUUCCUCUUCCCCCUCAUCUACUUCUUCCGCUUCUUUCUCUUCCUCUUCCUCUCCACACUCUUCCUUUGCUUCAUCCUCAACCUCGUCCUUAUUUCCUGCGUAUACUUCGUAUCCAUCUCAAUAUUCGGUCACUCUGGCCGAUCUACAUGAGCAGAUCGAGAGUCUGCUGAUGGAUGGAGCUGACCUAGCUCAAUUGCACCUUUCUCUUUCAACUAGCCUUGUUCAUGCCAAUUCUAUUCAUACUCUCUCUCGCAGUGAUCCUUUGUUGCUUGCUAUCAACCAUAGGAUACCCGACUCCCGUAGAACCUCUAUCGAAGUUUCAGUUGCCAUGGGCUCAAUGCGACUUAACCAGUCUGGUCCUUCAAUAGCGGCUUCAGUGGCCGGCCAACUACCUGCUGUCCGUUAA